Budorcas taxicolor (takin) is the source of this 981-nucleotide messenger RNA. It is a transcript of the gene RBFOX3, whose product is annotated as RNA binding fox-1 homolog 3. The transcript is spliced from 11 exons. Gene Ontology annotation, biological process: nervous system development; regulation of alternative mRNA splicing, via spliceosome. The coding region runs from base 1 to 981 and encodes 326 amino acids. Gene Ontology annotation, molecular function: mRNA binding. NCBI's taxonomy places the organism in Eukaryota, Metazoa, Chordata, Mammalia, Artiodactyla, Bovidae. Gene Ontology annotation, cellular component: nucleus; cytoplasm. The record is from RefSeq and is a predicted model, not a curated record.
AUGGCCCAGCCCUACCCCCCGGCCCAGUAUCCCCCUCCGCCACAGAACGGCAUCCCUGCCGAGUACGCCCCACCCCCACCGCACCCCACGCCGGACUACUCGGGCCAGACCCCGGUCCCCCCAGAGCAUGGCAUGACUCUGUACACACCAGCACAGACCCACCCGGAGCAGCCGAGCAGUGACACCAGCCCACAGCCCAUCACAGGGGCCCAGACCGUGCCGCAGACAGACGAGGCGGCACAGACGGACAGCCAGCCACUCCACCCCUCCGACCCCACAGAGAAGCAGCAGCCCAAGCGGCUGCACGUCUCCAACAUCCCCUUCCGGUUCAGGGACCCCGACCUGCGGCAAAUGUUCGGGCAAUUCGGAAAAAUUUUAGACGUGGAGAUCAUUUUUAACGAGCGGGGCUCCAAGGGUUUUGGGUUUGUAACUUUUGAAACUAGCUCAGAUGCUGACCGAGCCCGGGAGAAGCUGAAUGGGACGAUCGUAGAGGGCCGGAAAAUUGAGGUCAAUAACGCCACAGCCCGGGUCAUGACCAACAAGAAGACUGCCAACCCCUACACCAACGGCUGGAAGCUAAAUCCGGUGGUAGGGGCAGUCUAUGGACCUGAAUUCUAUGCAGUGACGGGGUUCCCCUAUCCCACCACCGGCACAGCCGUUGCCUACAGGGGCGCGCACCUACGGGGUCGGGGCCGGGCUGUAUACAAUACGUUCCGGGCUGCACCGCCCCCGCCCCCCAUCCCGACUUACGGAGCGGUCGUGUAUCAGGAUGGCUUUUAUGGUGCUGAGAUUUAUGGAGGCUAUGCCGCCUACAGAUACGCUCAGCCAGCAGCAGCUGCAGCCGCCUACAGUGACAGUUAUGGCAGAGUCUACGCGGCUGCUGACCCCUACCACCACACCAUCGGCCCCGCGGCGACCUACAGCAUUGGAACCAUGGCUAGCCUCUGCCGAGGAGGGUACAGCCGCUUCACCCCCUACUAG